Molecule: messenger RNA, 717 nt
Organism: Trichomonas vaginalis G3
Lineage: Eukaryota; Parabasalia; Trichomonadida; Trichomonadidae
Product: protein of unknown function, DUF4106 family
Exons: 1
Coding region: 1-717 (238 amino acids)
Source: RefSeq, a predicted model, not a curated record
AUGGCUGAUGGAAAUAUAACACCUGACGUUCUAGAACAUUUAUCUCAAAGAACUACACAGAACCAUAGAGAUGGUAUAUUUGGUGAAGAGUUUAGAAAGAAAGUUAGGGAGGGAGAAGGAAGAGAACCUAUUGUACAUGACCUUGCAAACGAAAGUUUACAAAAUGUCAUAAAAACUUACUUUGCAGACAAUGAACCGAGAAGGGAUGAAUAUUUAAGAAAACUCAAAUGGACAGUACCAAAUGAAAUGUUAGUAUUGAAAAACAUGUUCCUUGACAAAAUAAAACCAACUACAGAAAUAAACGACGCAAGACUGAAAGAUUGGGUAAAAGCUUUCCCAUUCACAAAAGAUAUUAUUGGUAACAUGGAAAGAAAACCAGAAUGGCUACAAAAACAUAUAUUUGGAAACGAGCAUAUUCCAUAUGGACAGGCACUGUUUGAAGAGCUUGAACCGGAAACUCAGGAAAGAGUCAUGCAAACAAUACGCGAAGACUCAAAUACAGACUAUGACAAACUCUUUCUAGGAUAUAGGUUACCUGAGAUGGGCGACCAGAGCCAAAAGGCAAAAAGGACAUGGGAAAUUUGCAACAUACUAGAUGAACAUAAUGCAAAGAUGCAACAACUUCAAGCAGAGGGCAAUGAAGGAAAAAGAAGAGUUAAAAACUCAGUCAGGAAGAAAGUAAAGCUUGGUCCACGUGGGUUCUAUUAUGACAUAUAA